Penicillium taxi is the source of this 2001-nucleotide messenger RNA. RefSeq lists its product as uncharacterized. The transcript has 6 exons. Gene Ontology annotation, biological process: DNA repair. NCBI's taxonomy places the organism in Eukaryota, Fungi, Ascomycota, Eurotiomycetes, Eurotiales, Aspergillaceae. Gene Ontology annotation, molecular function: metal ion binding; DNA binding. The coding region runs from base 1 to 2001 and encodes 666 amino acids. The record is from RefSeq and is a predicted model, not a curated record.
AUGUCCAGGAGGACACUGGGUGGAGGUCGUGUUCUAGGCACUCCAACUGCACUUUCAUCUAUCCCGUCUCCCUCCCCGCAAAGGAGAGUGCUCUCACCGACCGCGAGCAGCUUGUCCCUCAGUUCACAGACUUCAGCUUCUCAGUUUUCAUCAACAACUCAAGACCUCACCUCACGGAUAUCCCUGGAAAAUGGGGACACUUCUAUAUCUGCAGCUCCAGCUGCCCCGGGAGCUCAGCUGUCAUGUCCAAUAUGCAGUGAGGAGAUGUUAACUCUUUUACAACUUAAUAGACACCUUGACGACAUUCACCAGAACUUAGAAGACGACCGGCAGGAUGAGGUUAAGGACUGGUUCAAGUUGCAAAUGGAAAAAGCAAAGCGAUUCCAACCACUCGCCGUGCUGAAUCAAAAGCUAAAGGGACUGGAUGUAUUUGAAUCAAAUGAAACCACGUCCAUCCCUGUCCGCCCUGCAACCCAUACCGGAACACCCGACCCACCUAGGCUAGUAGAUCCCGAGGACCUCAUUACCAAAGAACACUGGCAAACCACAUCUCUCUACGAUAACUGUCUGGAACCUUCUUGCGGGAAACGACUAAAUUCUACCAACGGAUGCGUGAACUGCCGAAAAUGCGGGAACCUCUUUUGCGAAGAACAUACAAUGUAUCAGAUGAAGUUAUCUCGAUCAGCGCAGCAUGAACCAGUGAGAGGAAUUUGGGCCCGAGUAUGUGAGACUUGCUACAAAUCAAGAGAUGGCUACAACGAUCACAAUGGGGUAACGAGAGACCAAUUGAGUGUAUUCAAAAGUAUCCGGAAACCGACUGUUGAUAAGGACGUUCUUGAAAUUUCUCGACUUGAAAAACGAUUAACACGUCUCACACAGCUUUUGGCCAAUCUACCGCCUGACCAGAUUCAGCCCAGUGCUACUAAGCUAUUUUCUCUUACAUGGCAAAAUGAUCAGCGAAAGGCCUUGGAGCAAACUAUUGUUACUUGGCAGGAUGAUGCUAGCGUCUCGCGGUGUCCUUUUUGUCAACAGGAUUUCUCUGGGUAUUCUUUUCGAAGACAUCAUUGCAGGACUUGCGGGCGGGUCGUAUGUGGUGAUCCUAACACGGGAUGUUCCAGUGAAGUAGGACUUAGUAUUGCUCCUCUGUCGAAGACUGAGAAAGCCAUGACCCGUCAGAUGAUCAAUAUAGACGUGAGACUAUGCAAGGAAUGCAAGCAUACCUUGUUUGACCGACGAGACUUCGAAGCAGACAUCACACGAAAGCCGGCCGAUGUCAGGGCUUACGAAAAUCUAGUCCAAUUCGAGAAAGGCAUUCGUCUACAUCUACCGAAGUUUCAGAAGCUUCUUGCCGCAUUACAAGAUCCAAGGCGACCUCCAACUUCGGCGCAAAUUUCAGAUGCAUCCAAGGUCCGCAAACGACUCAUUGAUUCUUUUGCCAAGUAUGAUGUUGCAGCUCGACGAGUCCGUGACUUCCCCACCGACUCUCCCACUCAAAAGCGAUUGCAAAAAGCUAUAUAUCAACAAGCCAGCAAUUUCCUCCAUCUCCACAUGCUGCCCCUGAAAUCUCUCCCUCAAAUUCUCAAACAUACAUCUCCCACAGGAGGUCUUCAACCCAGUCGCACCUCUACUCCAAUCACAUCCCUUAGCGGGUCUAUACCUGGCGACCGGCCACAAAAUUCUGCACUCACCACCAUAAAAUCUAAUAACCGCAUUUCUACUUAUGACAGUACCAGCAGUCUGGUCAGCGACGCGAGUAGUGCCGUUUCGGCGCUAGAAGCCGAAGAAAAGUCACUCCGUGAGCGACUGAUGGUGUUAGAAGAGCAGAAAUUUUUUGUAUCCGAGAUGAUCGCGGAUGCCAACCGCCGACGCAAGUUUGACGAAGUGAGCAGUCUUGCAAUGAACGUUGAAGAUUUAAGUCGCGAGAUCGACCGAGUCAACGGCAUGCUGUCUAAUUUGGACUUUGAGGGCGUCUAUACCGGCAAUUUGCAUAUUAACAGUUAA